AUGAAAUUUUCAUAUAGCCAUACCUUUGAGUUAUUUCUUUUCUUAAUCUUGUUCUUUCUCCAAAUUCAUGGUCACAUUGUGCUAGAAGAAAACAGCAUCACAGUACUAUCACCAAAUGAUCUAAGAGGUAAAAGAAAUGGUGCCAUAGGAAGCUUUGGAAUGCCAAGUUAUGGAGAGCCUAUCAUAGGAUCACUCGUUUCACCGAAAGAUUCUUAUGGAUGCGGAGUAUUUGAAGGCGGUAAACCUUUUAAAUAUAGGUCUUAUCAUCCGACAAUCGUACUUCUUAAUCGUGGAGGGUGUUCUUUUUCUUUGAAGGUGUAUCAUGCCCAAAAAGCAGGAGCUGCAGCAGUUUUAAUCAUGGAUGUUAUUGAUGAGCCACUAAUGCUCAUGGGUUCACACAGGGAGAGAGAUGAUUCCAAGAGACUCAAUGGAAAGAUUUUAAUUCCAUAUGUUUUAAUUCAAUUGUCCUUUGGAAAGUCAUUGAAGAAUUAUCUAAACAAGCAAGAGCAAGUUUUGCUUAAGAUUGACCAAUCAACCAAUAUAUUUUCUACCCCUCCACCGAUAGAUCGUAUAGUUCCAAAUGAAGAUAUUCCCUCACCUGUAAAACCCGAAAAUCCUACCCCUAACAACUCCAAAAAAGACCAUGUAAAAGCCAUACUCGAAAAAUGUUUGAUAGCUCUCGCUAGCAUGGUUGGAGCGUUUGUCCUUAAAAUAAUAUAUUACUUACUUUCAGCAGUUCUUCGUAAGUGUUUAGAGAGAGUAGCACCCGCAACAGCAGCCGCCAUACAUCUACCGGAGGUAGCCAUAGAUCUACCGGAGGUGAAGCUGGACAUCGAUGUUUAG
Molecule: messenger RNA, 843 nt
Organism: Vicia villosa (hairy vetch)
Lineage: Eukaryota; Viridiplantae; Streptophyta; Magnoliopsida; Fabales; Fabaceae
Product: vacuolar-sorting receptor 7-like
Exons: 2
Coding region: 1-843 (280 amino acids)
Source: RefSeq, a predicted model, not a curated record